Molecule: messenger RNA, 2887 nt
Organism: Oryzias latipes (Japanese medaka)
Lineage: Eukaryota; Metazoa; Chordata; Actinopteri; Beloniformes; Adrianichthyidae
Source: RefSeq, a predicted model, not a curated record
CCAAAGUCCACAGGAAUCUGCUUCCUGGCUGCAUUCAGAACCGGUUUGAAACUGGAGCCGGUUGGACUUCAGGACACAAAGCGGUUCCAAAGAUCCAGAGGAAGAAGUCAAAGAAAGAACAGCUGCAUUUGUGUCAGAGGGGUAAAGGUGGAAGAUGUGUGUGAGCUGAUGUGGAUCCAGUGAAUCCAGCAGCAUGGAUCAGGAGGGAGGCCCUCCCUCUAAAAGCAGAGAUGGUAACCAUGACAACCAGAGCAAAGCUCAGAGGAACCAACCUGGACCUGGAUCUGGACCUGGAUCCAGCAGGAUGUCCAGAAGGAGUGACAGAUCAAAGGGUCAUGUUCCUGACUUUAAAGACAUCCGUCCAGGAGUGGAACAACUGGACCAGCAGGGCUCAGAGACUCCCAGUGGUCCGUCUGUCCAGCAGCAUCAAACACAGCUGGACUCCAUCUUUCUGCUGCUGGAGGACAACAUUGUCACUUUUGUCAAGAAGGAGCUGAAGAAGAUCCAAAAGCUUCUGAGUCACAGGGAGGAUGAGGAAGAGCUGGAGGAUGGAGAUGAAGAGCAGAGGAGCAGCAGAGAGUCACUGAUGAAGAUCACAGUGAACUUCCUGAGGAGAAUGAAGCAGGAGGAGCUGGCUGAUGGACUGCAGAGCAGAUCUGCUGCUCCAGUUUGUCGACGUGAAGUCCAAUCUGGUCUGCAGAAGAAGUUCCAGUGUGUGUUUGAGGGGAUGGCUAAAGCAGGAAACCCAACCCUUCUGAAUGAGAUCUACACAGAGCUCUUCAUCACAGAGGGAGGAAGAGGAGAGCUGAAUGAAGAACAUGAGGUCAGACAGAUUGAAGCAGCAUCCAGGAAAGCAGACAGAGCAGAAACAAGCAUCAGACAAGAAGAGCUCUUCCAACUCCCAGCUGGAAGACCAGAACCAAUCAGAACCGUGAUGACUAAGGGAGUGGCUGGCAUCGGGAAAACAGUCUUAACACAGAAGUUCACUCUGGACUGGGCUGAAGGCAAAGCCCACCAGAACCUCCACUUCACAUUUCCAUUCACUUUCAGAGAGCUGAAUGUGCUGAAAGAGGAGAAGUUCAGCUUGGUGGAACUUGUUCAUCACUUCUUCCCUGAAACCAAACAAGCAGGAAUCUGCAGCUUUGAAGACUUCCAGGUCCUCUUCAUCUUUGAUGGUCUGGAUGAGAGUCGACUUCCUCUGGAUUUCCACAAGACUCGGAUCCUAAAGGACCCUAGAAAGUCCACCUCAGUGGCUGAUCUGCUGACAAACCUCAUCAGGGGGAACCUGCUUCCCUCUGCUCGCCUCUGGAUAACCACACGACCUGCAGCAGCCAAUCAGAUCCCUGCUAAGUGUGUUGACAUGGUGACAGAGGUCAGAGGGUUCAAUGAUCCACAGAAGGAGGAGUACUUCAGGAAGAGGUUCAGAGAUGAAGAGCAGGCCAGCAGGAUCAUCUCCCACAUCCAGAGAUCCAGAAGCCUCCACAUCAUGUGCCACAUCCCAGUCUUCUGCUGGAUCACUGCUACAGUUCUGGAGGAUCUGAUGAAGAGCAGAGGAAGAGGAGAGCUGCCCAAGAGCCUGACUGAGAUGUACAUCCACUUCCUGGUGGUUCAGGCCAAAGUCAAGAAGGUCAAGUAUGAUGGAGGAUAUGAGACAGAUCCUCACUGGAGUCCAGAGAGCAGGAAGAUGAUGGAGUCUCUGGGAAAACUGGCUUUUGAGCAGCUGCAGAAAGGAAACCUGAUCUUCUAUGAAUCCGACCUGACAGAGUGUGGCAUCGAUAUCAGAGCAGCCUCAGUGUACUCAGGAGUGUUCACACAGGUCUUUAGAGAGGAGAGAGGCCUGUACCAGGACAAGGUCUUCUGCUUCAUCCAUCUGAGUGUUCAGGAGUUUCUGGCUGCUCUUCAUGUCCACCUGACCUUCAUCACCUCCAAACUCAACCUCAUGGAGGAAGAACAAUCACAGAUCUCUCAGCCUGAACAGGGAAGUCCAGUCCAGUUGUACCAGAGUGCUGUGAAGAAGGCCUUACAGAGUCCAAACGGACACCUGGACUUGUUCCUCCGCUUCCUCCUGGGUCUUUCACUGCAGACCAAUCAGAGUCUCCUACGAGGUCUGCUGACUCAGACAGGAAGUAGCUCACAGACCAAUCAGGAAACAGUCCAGUUCCUCAAGGAGAAGAUCAGUGAGGAUCUGCCUGCAGAGAAAAGCAUCAACCUGUUCCACUGUCUGAAUGAACUGAAUGAUGGUUCUCUAGUGGAGGAGAUCCAACAGGUCCUGAGGUCAGGACGUCUCUCCACAAAGAAACUGUCUCCUGCUCAGUGGUCUGCUCUGGUCUUCAUCUUACUGUCAUCAGAAGAAGAUCUGGAAGAGUUUGAUCUGAAUAAAUACUCUGGUUCAGAGGAGGCUCUACUGAGGCUGCUGCCAGUGAUCAAAGCCUCCAACAAAGCUCUAAUGAGAUGGUGUAAUCUGUCAGAGAGAAGCUGUGCAGCUCUGUCCUCAGUUCUCAGCUCUCAGUCCUCCAGACUCAGACAUCUGGACCUGAGUAACAACAACCUGCAGGAUUCAGGAGUGAAGCUACUGUCAGCUGGACUGGAGAGUCCAGACUGUAAACUGGAGACUCUCAGGUUGGAGAACUGCAGUUUGUCAGAGAUCAGCUGUAAAGCUCUGGUCUCAGCUCUGAAGAAAAACCCGUCUAAUCUGACAAAACUGGACCUGAGCUGGAACCAGAACCUGCAGGAUUUAGGAUUUCUUCAUUUGUGUGGUUUUCUGGAGAGUCCAGACUGCAGACUGCAGACUUUGAGGUUGGAGAACUGCAGUUUGUCAGACAUCAGCUGUAAAGCUCUGCAGAUGCAGCUGACAGUCCAGCGGCUGAUGUUUGUGAGCAGACAGUGA